This is a messenger RNA of Aspergillus sclerotioniger CBS 115572, 2865 nucleotides long. RefSeq names its product putative lipin Smp2. Gene Ontology annotation, cellular component: nucleus. Gene Ontology annotation, biological process: triglyceride biosynthetic process; fatty acid catabolic process. NCBI's taxonomy places the organism in Eukaryota, Fungi, Ascomycota, Eurotiomycetes, Eurotiales, Aspergillaceae. The record is from RefSeq and is a predicted model, not a curated record. Bases 349 to 2601 code for a protein of 750 amino acids. The transcript has 5 exons. Gene Ontology annotation, molecular function: phosphatidate phosphatase activity.
CAAGAGCCACCAGCUUCUUUGGGAUCUUUUCGCUGUCCUUGCUGUCUCACUUUGCUGUCACCUCGCCUUGCCUGUUCUGCAGGUUCCACUCGCUUGAUUUCGCCGUGGUCAGAUGCUUGCAUGCCAGCUCAUUCGCAUUGCAAGUGACCGUCUCUCGUUCGUGAUUCCCACUCCGGGGCAUGUCUAUCGGCCCUUGUCACAUGGGCCGUAUGUAGGCGGCAAUUCCUGCUCCUCCGCCGUCUGACCUCCAACCCCCUCUCUUUGUCGUGUCUUUGUGUGCCGUGGUUCGCCUUUGUCUUUUGGGAUUGUUCAACCUUCGUCCGGGACUUUCCCUGUCACUAUUGCAGGAUGCAGUACGUUCGAAGUAUCAGCGGUUCGGUCUCCAAGACCUGGAACUCCAUCAAUCCAGCCACCUUGAGUGGGGCAAUCGAUGUGAUCGUGAUUGAACAAGAAGAUGGAACCCUUGCCUGUUCACCCUUCCAUGUCCGUUUUGGCAAAUUCUCAUUGCUCCGCCCGUACGAGAAGAAGGUGGAAUUCUCCGUCAAUGGGAUCAGACAAAACUAUGCGAUGAAGCUGGGCGAGGGCGGGGAGGCCUUCUUCGUCUUUGAGACGACGGACGAGAUUCCCGCCUCGCUCCAGACGUCGCCUUUAGUGUCGCCAACUAGUAGCCCCAAGAUGCGCAGCGAGGAAAACCUUCCCCCCUCCCUCCAAGAACCCGAUUACCUAGAUCUCGAUCGAACCAAUGGCAGCACAGCUCUUCCCAUGCUGUCGAGGGGUAUGCGGGCAACAAGCGAUUUGGGUACCAUUACCCCCCUCUCACGAUCGCCGGAUGACUCCAGCCUGGGCCGGUCCCGGCACGGAUCGUUCGGUGAUGAACCAAAACAAAUCGACCGGACGGUUACGGAUACGGUGCUGUUGACCAAGAGCCGCUCCAACAGUGUUAGCGUGGCGGACCAAGUAUAUGGAUUGCAGUCACCUGGUGCGAGCGCCUCGAGCGAUGACGUCGGUCCGGAUGGCCGUCCGCGAAGUCCCCCGUUGUUAUCGCCGGAAGAGGCGAUGUCUCGCGCUGUCUCACUAUCGAAGAAACUCUCUGGGUCGAAUAUUCCGUCUCGCGUUACUGAAACGGGUGAUCUCAUGCUUGACAUGACCGGCUAUAAAAGCAGCGAGGAGGAUGCUCUCCGGGCGGAAGUCCUUGCACGGAAGAUCCUCGCCGAGGAAUUGGAGGGAAGCUAUGAUAUCGGGGCUCUUAUCGGGGCCGACGAGCAUGGCAACCUGUGGAUCUACAGCAGCGAGGAAGCAAAGGAGGCUGCCAACCGGCGAGCUACGUUCAAUGCGAUGCGGCCGAGCUCUGCCAUGAGCGAGCAUGCGAUUUCCGACCCAGGGUAUCACAGCGAUAGUGAUCGGUCUAUCAAUGAUAAGCCGAUGCCCACCCGGCACCAUCGCGCCCAGUCCGAUGUCCAACCCGGCUUUCCUACCCCGCCGCAGUCUCCGACACAAGAGCCUCUGGCUACAGAGUCCGCCCGAAACUAUGCCAAGACUCUGCGUCUGACGAGUAACCAACUCAAGGCGCUGAAUCUGAAGCCUGGUGCGAACAACAUGUCGUUCAGCGUUAACCGGGCUACUUGCACGGCGACGAUGUAUCUGUGGAACGGUAACGUCCCCAUUGUCAUUUCCGACAUUGAUGGGACUAUCACCAAAUCGGAUGCCCUGGGCCAUGUGUUGAACAUGAUCGGCCGUGACUGGACGCAUGCGGGCGUGGCCAAGUUGUAUACUGACAUUGCCAACAAUGGUUACAACAUCAUGUAUCUUACGAGUCGAUCGGUUGGCCAGGCCGAUCUUACGCGGGCCUACCUGUACGGGGUCAAUCAGGACGGAUACCGAUUGCCCAAGGGCCCGGUCAUCAUGAGCCCUGAUCGGACCAUGGCGGCUCUCCGACGGGAGAUCUACCUGAGGAAGCCCGAGGUGUUCAAGAUGGCUUGUCUGCGGGAUAUCCUCAAUCUGUUCAAUGGCAAGGAAAAUCCCUUCUACGCCGGGUUCGGCAACCGCCUGACGGACGCGCUGAGCUAUCGGUCUGUGAACAUCCCAUCGACCCGGAUCUUCACGAUCAACUCGAACGCGGAGGUUGUACUAGAUCUCCUCAGUCUGAACAAAUACAAGAGCAGCUAUGUGUCGAUGACCGAACUGCUUGACCAUUUCUUCCCACCGGUGAGUCUGCUGGUACAGGCUGGAGGCGAAGAAUAUACCGACUUUACCUAUUGGCGGGAGCCCCCACCGGAUCUGGAAGACUUCUCAUGUACAGACAGUGAAGCGGAAGAAGGUGACCAGGAAGAGGAGGAAGAAGAGGAAGAGGAGGAAGAGGAAGAGGACUACGACGGGGAGCUGAGUGAGGAGGAUGGGAGUGAUGUGGAAGAGGACGAGGCCGGGGAAGAUCUCGGGGCUAGCUACAUCUCGCAGGACUCAGUCGAUGGAUCCGAACUGGCUGACAGCCGCAGUCUUCAAAUCGAUGAGGGCGUGGAAGAAGAAGACGAGGUCCUGUCUGACGAAGAGCCGGUGGUCUCCCCUCGUCUGACCAAGUCGAACCCUGGGUCUCCGAAGCGAUGAUCGGAUGGCCGUGGAUGCAUCAACUGCAACUAGGCGGCUCAGUGUCCAGUGCCUGAUACCCCGCUACGCGCGAUGCCGCUGUGCCUGGACUCUAACAUUUAUUGCAUGGAUGAGGUGUUUGUUGAUAGAUUUGCAUGAUGGGCGUUUGCACAGGUCGCAUAACCAUAUAGUUACUGCUUUAUUCAGCAGCGCAUAAUGUAUGAUAGGGAGAAUUCGAUUUGGCUGUAUAGAAUGUGCUAGAUGAAUAUUACCUGACUGUUGCAC